UUUGUCCCGGUCGUUGAGAGCCAAAACGCACGGCGAACCGACACCGUCGGUGCGCCUCAAUUGGUCGCUGCUGUGGACGCGCCGUCGCGGCUUACAUAAUUUGUUUUUAAAAUAAUUUUUUUUAAUUAGUUACAGCCCUUUCCCCCUUCUUUCUUGAUCCGAGACUCCCUUUACUUCCUCUUUCUCUUCGUCUCGUCGCCUGAACCUACACUUCUUAAAGCGAAGUGGGGUUGGAGAUCGCAGGACGAAAUCCAAGUGCAAUCGGAUCGAAUCCUCCACCAAAAAGAGGGAGAGAGAACAAGAAAAGAGAGAAGAGGCAUCAAGGAGGAGAUCUGAAAGCACGCAAGGAUUCCAAUUCCAAAACCCCCGUCCGACGCUACCCAGGCUUUCCCCUACACGCUGCUCCGAUUGAGGAUUGAUUCUUUCCCAUGUCUCCCUAACCCUAGGGUCGAUGGCAGCGUGCUAUUUCGGUCGUGGGGAGAGAGGGAUCGCACGGCUCGCUUUUGGGGCUCUCGGUGGUCCGUAAACGUCGGAAAGUGUCUAGGAUUUGUGCGGAUGGCGGUGAAUUAUCUGUGCCUCUCGGCGUUCAGCACGGCAGUUGGCCUCGUCGGACUGCAGUGGUGGACGGUCUCCUCGCUUGACCGGAUGCGAUCCGAUGGGUUGUUCGUUGGGGAUGGCCAUGGUGUUUCCUCGGAGAGUGCACGCCGAGCGCUGGAGCUGCUCCUCAGCUCUCAUGUCACUGUAGCUAUGCUGGUGAAUUUUGUGAUUAAUGUGUACGUUCUGGUCGUCUUGCUGCUCAAGACACUAUUCUUUGUUCGGUUGAAUGCAUCAGAGACUAGAAAAGUUUUGGAAGGGUUUGUCAAUUACAUACUAUACAAGGGAGCUUUUCUUCUCCUAGUUGUGCCACCUGACAUUUCUCAAGUCAUCAUAUGGUCAAGUUGGUUGAUCUUUCUAUGUUUCCUUAAGAUUUUUCAAUCAUUAGCAAGAGAUCGGCUUGAAAGACUAAAUGCAUCUCCUUCUGUAACACCUUUGAAGUACUUCCGUGUUUUCUCUGCAUUGUUGAUGGUCCUAUCUGCUGAUUUCCUUUGGAUGAAGUUGUGUAUGAUCUACAGUUCACACAGUUCUAGUUUGUUUAUGCUGCUGUUCUUUGAGCCUCUCUGUAUAGCUUUCGAGACAUUUCAGGCCAUUAUGGUACAUGGAUUUCAGUUGCUUGAGAUUUGUCAGGGGCAUUCCAAUAAAAGUGCUGCUGAUUGCUCAGCAGAUUCUGACAUUCAAAAAACAGCAGCAGGUUCUCUGUCUGAAUGGAAGGGGAUUCUUAUAAGACAUUGUGGUUUCAUUCUAGAUAUGUUUACUUUAGCAAUGGUGCUAGGUCAUUACUUAAUGACCUGGUGGCUUCAUGGCAUGGCAUUUCAUCUAGUGGAUGUUGUUCUUUUCCUGAACUCACGUGCUCUUUUAAGUGCAAUAAUGAAGCGAAUCAAAACAUAUAUCAACUUGUGGAAAUCUCUUAGUUCCCUUGAUGGAGCAUUACCUGAUGCUUCAUACGAGGAACUUUGUGCCUAUGAUGAUGACUGUGCAAUAUGCAGAGGACCAAUGGCCAGGGCUAAAAAACUGUGGUGCAAUCAUCUAUUCCAUCUUGUGUGUUUGAGAUCUUGGUUGGACCAGGGUUUGACUGAGAUGUAUUCUUGCCCUAUAUGUUGGAGGCCUCUUUUUGUUUCUAGUCCUCGAGGCCACACAAGGUCCAUUUCUGGGAAUGGAACAGAUGACCUGCAACUUCCUGAAUAUUUAAAUUUAGGAAUGAACCUACAGACAGUUCCUGAUCAUGCGUCACCUCUAGGAGCAUCUCCAAACCACCAACAGAAUGCUUCAGAUACAAUCUGGAGGGUAGCUGCAUCUGAUUCCAGUUGGGCACCUCCAUUGGCGAAUCAAGGAAUGGCUGGUGCUGGUACAUCAAGUUCCAUCAGACCAGUAGGAUAUGGUGGGGUUCAGAUGAUGAUGAGGCAGCUAGCAUCUGUUAGUGAAAACUUUGCCCAUGGUUCUCUAGAUAAUGAUGCUUGGACUCCAUGGCCUUCUCAGCAUACCUCAAUGCCUUCUCUUCCUUCAUCUUCUUCCCUCAGGAUGAACAGAAAUGCAACUGGUCUACGUAUUAGGAAUACUUCACCCUCUGUAAACAAUAUGUCCGAGUUACUCGCUAUGGUAGAUAUAGUACGCGAGGUUUUGCCACAUAUUCCAGAUGAAUUUAUUGUACAGAAUCUCCUGAGAACCAACAACAUCGACAUUACUGUCAAUAAUCUUAUGCAAUAGCCCUAGUGGCAUCCCAGUAAAUAUAUGUCAUAGCAUGUAUCAAGGUCUGUCCAAGUUUUGUAUAUCACAGUGCCAUAUAUAGUCAAAUGCAACAAGUGGUCUUCACACUCCUCUGCAAGAAUCUCGAUUGUACUUCACGUUUCAGUGUCUCUACUUGUAAGAUACGGCCAGUAUCCAUACGGAAAAAGAAAUUUUCCUCGAGGAGAAUAAGCUUGCUGGAA
This is a messenger RNA of Musa acuminata AAA Group (dessert banana), 2522 nucleotides long. RefSeq names its product E3 ubiquitin protein ligase RIN3-like. The record is from RefSeq and is a predicted model, not a curated record. The coding region runs from base 556 to 2301 and encodes 581 amino acids. NCBI's taxonomy places the organism in Eukaryota, Viridiplantae, Streptophyta, Magnoliopsida, Zingiberales, Musaceae. Gene Ontology annotation, biological process: protein ubiquitination; ubiquitin-dependent protein catabolic process; positive regulation of plant-type hypersensitive response. The transcript is spliced from 12 exons. Gene Ontology annotation, molecular function: ubiquitin protein ligase activity; ubiquitin binding. Gene Ontology annotation, cellular component: ubiquitin ligase complex; plasma membrane; cytosol.